Messenger RNA from Limulus polyphemus (Atlantic horseshoe crab), 4128 nucleotides. RefSeq names its product upstream stimulatory factor 2-like. Gene Ontology annotation, biological process: regulation of transcription by RNA polymerase II. NCBI's taxonomy places the organism in Eukaryota, Metazoa, Arthropoda, Merostomata, Xiphosura, Limulidae. The transcript is spliced from 10 exons. Gene Ontology annotation, molecular function: protein dimerization activity; RNA polymerase II cis-regulatory region sequence-specific DNA binding; DNA-binding transcription factor activity, RNA polymerase II-specific. The coding region runs from base 116 to 952 and encodes 278 amino acids. The record is from RefSeq and is a predicted model, not a curated record.
CAAACUAAAUGCGCCAUCUUGUCGUUUUGGUCAUCUGAUACAUUCACAUGACCUUGUGUUUGGUCCCGUGACUUAGGAUUGGAGUUAGACAAACCCUCGCUUAGAUUUUAGUCACAUGGAUAUGCUGGAUCAAAGUUUGGAUACCAGUGGUGCAGAAAAAGCUGAGUCAGGAAGGGCAGAUGAAAUUCAUCAUAUUCAAGAAGAGGGAACUGUUGGUGUGAUGGAAGGAGUGGAGCAUGGCACAGGGCUAAAUCUCAGCCCACAAGGAAGCAGUCUAAUGGAUCCAAAUGUUCAGUAUCAACUUCAUGCUGAAAAUGGACAUGUUACGUAUCGAGUGGUUAGAGUAGCUCCAUCUUCAGACAUAAAACCAGAAGUACCCCAAGUUGUGACCACAGCUACAGCUGCUCUUGUUGGACAGCAGGUUGCCCAAGCAAUAAUUACCAAUCCUUAUGCAACAGCUAAUGGUGCUAGCAACCCAGAAGAAGGUCAGUUUUAUGUAAUGAUGUCACCACAAGAAGUUUACCAGCCAGGACAACGUUCACUUGCACCCCGAACAGAACAGUUCACUGCUAAAGUAGAAAAACCAAGAGCAGGAAGGGAUGAAAAACGAAGAUCAACACAUAAUGAGGUCGAGAGAAGGCGUCGGGACAAAAUUAAUAAUUGGAUAGCCAAACUGUCUACCAUUGUUCCAGAUUGUACUUCAGAUCAUGCAAAGCAAAGUCAGCAUAGUAAAGGAGGUAUCCUUGCUAAAGCUUGUGACUAUAUUCAGGAAUUGAGGAAUGCUAAUGCUAAACUACCAAAUAUUCUUAAAGAGAAUGAGAGACUGACAAUGGAUGUGGAGUUGCUUCAGCAGCAGUACGAAGAGCUGAAAAACGAGAAUCGUAUGUUAAGAGCGCAUCUCCAACAGCACGGAAUUAACUUGGCUGACCGGAUAAGGACUCAUUCGUCGUAAUAAAACAAAAUGCUUUUGUUCAUAUCUUCUAAUGGGCUCUAAUCUCCAGCUUAAAAUAAUAUAGUUACAUCCAGAGUGUUGGGGCACUGCUGAAUAUUACGGCCUUUGUUCAUGGGACCACUUCUAAGCAGCAUCACCUUCCCAAGUGAAGAAACACUAGCUUCUUUAGAUAUUAGAAUUAUUUGUUACUGUGUAGUGGCAGACAUUCCAUUAUUGUGGUCAGUAAUUUGUUUAACCUAGGUUGCAGUCAAAGAGAUAACACAUUAUCACUUGUGAAAGUUUAUUGUUUAUAAUUAGAAUAGUUUUGGGGUGUAUCUGAUGUAAAGUAUGGCUGGAAAUUUCAUUUCUGUUGUUUAACUUUUUUUUUUGUCAUCCUUAUGGGUCUUUGCUUGUAAAAAUUAUUGAAAGUUUCAAGAUAUUCACAUAUUAAGCAUUCUUUAUUAAUUAAGACUUGCAAUGCAGCUGGAUAUCUUUUGUCAUAUCUUUCUUAAAUAAUAUAUUAUUUGCAUAUCCUUUUUAAUUGUUCCCAUCUUUGAUACUAAAAAUUAAAUUGUUGAAUGAUUUAUAUUUUAUUUCUGUAGAUCUAAUUAUGUAUUUUUCAAUAAGACUUGCAGUCUGUAUUUGUUUCAGUUGGUCUAUUCUUUGUAUUCAAUUCAAAGAUUCCUCAUUAAUCACUAAACAUAUAAACAGAUGGGUAUUGAAAAUAUAUAAUAUAAUACUAGGUUCAUGCUAUCCUCUGAUAUGUAUUUUCUAUAGUUGUUUUUGUACACAAUUUUCAAUUACCAAAACAUUUUCUGGAAGCUACUACCAGUUCUGAAAAAAUAGGUGUUUCAUUGUGCUCUAACAAAACAGCAGUAAUUAAAAAUUCAUAUCUUUCUCUUUAUUAAUAUUUAUAGAUUUUAAGUUAAACUACAAGUUAAAUUAUAAUAACUAUAGCUGUUAAAUAGGUGCUAGGCAUUUAACAUUCAAACUGAAAUGAUUUCAUUAUGCUGUGCUCUGAUGAUAUAAAAUUGUCUUCAUUUAUGUUGUUUUGUUUUUUAAUAGGAAUAAUGAAAAGUUAAGUUAGAAAAUCAUACCAACAAAUAAUGAUUUUAGUUGCGUAAAAAAAUAACUUUCUAUUAUUGUUUGUACAAGUCAAACUCAAACUUAGGUACCACCAAUAGAAUUUAAAAGUUUUGGAAAAGGAAGGCCACUAGAAAACCUAUGCUAAUGGUCUUUGUUUCAACUAUCAAAUUAUAAUUUCACCAUUUGUUACUCUAAAACAGUGUAUCCAAUUGACAAUAUAAAUGUACUACAAGCAGAUAGUACUUUAAAGACCAUGGGAAAAUAUUAAAACGGUUCACUGUUUGUUCCAAGAAAAAUGCAUAAAUGGUGUGAUCCAUAUAUAUAUAUAUAUAUAUAUAUAACGUGCAUCAGUAUGUAUUUAAUUAUGAACACUUGAACAUCCAGCAUCUAAUAAUCGUCAGUAGACUCGCAAAGUAUGUGCUUCACCUAAAUUUUUUAAAUUAUUUCCUAAGGUAGUCGUCAGAACCUACCUUUCUCACUUCAAGUGCUCAAAUAUGUAGUGCCAUAAAAUAAUUCCAAUGCUAACUGUAACAUCUUGACUUCCCCCCUUCUUUCUUUCUUCUUUUUUUUUUAAGGCUAAAUCAUUUAAAGCAUAGAGCAGUAAGUAAAUGAUCACUGAGUUUUAGGGCAUGCUUAAAUUGUCUCUGUCCAGAACAUGAAUAAAGUUCACCUGAACAAGAAGCUAACAAUUACCAAUAUGGUAGAGAAUGCUAUUUUUUAUUUAAAGAGAAGUUUGUUUAUGAUGCUUAAUGAAGUGAUGAUGAAAUUGUACAGAUUGUAAUUAAUAUGCUUUAAACACAUUCGUAUAACAUUAAUUGCCUCCUUCUGCCACAUUUCUAGAGCAGUUGUGUAAAGCCUAAACAUCUGAAUUGUGGUGAAAUGUUUUAAGCACAUACUGCAUUUUUAUAUCUUCUAUGCCAUCUUGAUGACAUCACUGUUCCCCUUUAUACCACCUCAUCAUCGAUAACAGUAAGAAGAAAUCCAUAAUACUGUUCUGAGUCACUUUGUAGGUAUGUAGAAAGCUCUACAUUUUCAAGACAAUGGAUUGAGUGUACUCUAAAUUAAUCUGCUAGGUUCUGUUUUGUACCUCAGAGUGAAAAGUUAUAUAAUAAAUAUAAUUUUUAUUUACUGUAAUUAACAAGUGUCUUAAUGUGUUAAACCUAAAGCACUGAUGUAGGUCAACAUCUUGAAAAAUAUUUUGAUAAAAAUAACAUUACAAAAAUGAUAUGGUUAAGAAAAAGAUAUAUCUAUAAUGAAAAUGGUAUUAUUUGUUAGACAUAUCUCUAAAAUGAUGUUUGAUGUUUGAAAAUUUUCUUUAAGUGAUUGAGUAAAGAUCUCAUCUUUAGAAAAUAGAAACUAAUACAAUAACUGAUCAUUCUUAUGCUAAUUUGCUGCUAUAUAGUAAUGCAUUCAAGCUUUCUAAAAUUAUUUACUUGCUCAAAUGUUAUUGUACAGAAAAACCAAUCUAAAUUAAUCAACCAAAGUAAGGUUUUUUAUCAGCUGUAUAUUGCCCUUUAUUUUUUAAGCUCUACCUAUAUUACUGUAUAUUUCAAGCUCUCCCUAUAUAUCUAUAUUUUGGUCUAGAAUAGCUAAUUUUCCCUAUAAAUCCCUAAAAUUGACACUUUCUCUUUUAAUCUUGCCAAGCAUUUUUGAAUGAUAAAUUAUACUAUACUUCAUGUACAUACUUCUAUGGCAGUAAUUCUUAUGACACUGAAAUUCACAGUUUCACAUUAUGAGCAAUUAAUAUCCUUCAGUACAAAAUAUGUAUUCUUUUUCACAAGACUUGUUAUUCUUAUUAGAAGAUUAAGCUGUUUUAAGCUUAUAUUCCAGAGGCUAUGGGCAUGAAGUCUGAAGGUGCUGGCAGAAUGUGAAGAAAGCAUAUAUUGGCCUGUCAUAGGAUAACAGUUCAGUUAAGACUUAUAUGAAAGGUUAUCCAAAUGUAUGCCUGUCUAUCCACAUUCUGCCAGUACUCAUCUGCUGUGCCCAUGAGAAUAGAAAUAAGAAUUGCCAAGUGAAAGCAUAACUGAAUAAGGUAUCCAAACUUUACUAAUUACAAGAACUUCAGAAUAGAGUUACAGAUCAGACAGUACCAACAAAGUUGAAAGAAUAAA